This is a messenger RNA of Perkinsus marinus ATCC 50983, 645 nucleotides long. RefSeq lists its product as hypothetical. The record is from RefSeq and is a predicted model, not a curated record. Bases 1 to 645 code for a protein of 214 amino acids. NCBI's taxonomy places the organism in Eukaryota, Perkinsozoa, Perkinsida, Perkinsidae. The transcript has a single exon.
AUGCAUGCUCUGGAGGCGGCCUAUGCCCAAGAUAGGAGUGAGACACGUCGAGUAGUGAAGCACAUCAUUGGCACUCUACCACCGCGCAUUGCCACCGAGGUCAUUAGGGAGAUCAAGCAGACAGUGGGCUUGGCCUCGGCUAUGUCGAGGAGGAUGGCGAUGGACUGUGAUUGGGAGCUUCUACUACCAUUUGUGCCAAGCUUCGACCCUAGGCAAGCGGAGCAGAUGUCCGUCAGUGAUAUCAUUCGGGACGUAUGCCGUACCAUAGAGAGUGCUGAUCCGUCAUCGCAAUCAGCAGAUAGGGUCGCUUAUGCCGAUGAGAAGAAGGCACGGGAAGGGAACUCUCAAGUAGUGACCCAGAAGGAUGGCUCCAAAGGAAAGAUUCCAUUGGACUCGUGGGCGAAGGGAUACGCUGUCGUGUACGUGAUCCGGUCACAGUCAUCGGAGAAGAGGCUCGACUCGGAGGCGAUAAAACGGGAGCUCGAUCCAGACAUUAUCAAGUUCAUUCGGGGCAAGAAGCAACCAUUAGCAUUGAUCGGGUACACGGAAGUGACGAAGGGAAAGGCAGCGGUGGAGAAGAGCUCAGCCAAGCAGGAGUACUCCAUCCGUCCGUUCCAGUUCCGAGCUCGUUCGGGAAACGAGUAA